Molecule: messenger RNA, 4456 nt
Organism: Malaya genurostris
Lineage: Eukaryota; Metazoa; Arthropoda; Insecta; Diptera; Culicidae
Exons: 2
Coding region: 81-4373 (1430 amino acids)
Source: RefSeq, a predicted model, not a curated record
CUUUCAGAGCUGCAUAGUAAAAGCAACAUUAAAGACGGUGUUUGUUCUCGGGAAAAUUUGAACAACUUACCUUUCCUGUCAUGGAACCAGUAAUGAAUAAUGAAGCGGAAGAAAAUUGUGCGGCUGACGCUUCCGAUUCGAACGAGACCCAAACGAUGACGGAACAGAACAGAUCGAGUGGAGGAAAUUUGGACGAGAACCGCAAUUCAGUUGAGUUCACAACGAUGUCGCAGGAUCUUCGUAGCCGGCUUUUGUCCACUGAUUCCAAUGAAUGUGAAACCAGCACUCAGCGGUGUUCCGAGUUUACUCUGAGCCAAGCGCGAAAAUUUCGAUCCCCGGCUGGCAACGAAUUCAUCAAGAGAAAAACGUCAACCUGUAAGAAAAUCAGCCAACUCAACUUUUCUGCCCGUUUUACACUGGAAACGUUGGAAAUAAAACUCCAUAGCGAAGGCCGGCUGAUGUUGGUGGACGAUGAUCUGCUGGCAAGAGUGACGAUCGAGAGGCCGGAACUGUUGGAUGGAACAAAUGAUUUUCAACAGGCAAAGCAAGUUCUACUGGAGCAGAUUCGGAUUGAGGAGGUGGUUUUAGAUGGUCUUCUUUUGGAACGAAACCAGCUACGAACGGAUUUCGUGAAUAUUCUCAAAGAUGUGGGAUCAAAAACGGCAAUCGAUCGUCGCUUCGCAAUGGACUGCAUUUCAUUGAAGACCAUUUUUGGCGAUGACGUUAGUUGCGAGCUGUCAGAUUAUCAGUGUGUGUGUGAGAAAAUUAUGAAAAGUCGGUCUUUUUCAGUGCAGCUCACCAACACAGUGACAAAGUUGUAUGACGUCGAAUGUUCUCUGAAAAGAAGGAAUGAGCUUCUUCCGUGCAUUCCGUCGGAAGAGAAUUUUCCGAUAUUGCUUGAAACUCUGAAGCAGAUUCUGUCAAAUGCAAGUGAUGUUCAUAGAAAGUGUUUACUGGAACAAGUGCCAGGAUAUUUAUCGAGUGAUUUGGAAAAUGUUUCGCCCGAAAGAAUCAUGUUAAUCAGCAGCAGAGAUAUUGGGAUUCUUGCCGAUGUGGAAAACAUUUUGGAUGGAGUUGAUUUCCAGAAACCUUUGAAAAACUUGGCAAAUCGCUUCACCGCUAAUGUGAAUGGUUUUGAUAUCAGUGAAUUUAGUGUAGAGCAAUCAUUAAUCAAUCCAGCUUUUGUUCUACUGUGCAAAAGCCUGAAGGACCUCCUGCAAAAAAUCGUCAAAAACUCUGACAUGAAGUGUUCAGAUUUGAUUCAAAUUGACACCAACACCUUUUGGAAUCCGACACCCGAGAUAACCUGGAAAAUCAAAGGUAAUUCAGGAAAAUGUUUGGAACGCGAAUAUUUGUUCAUUUUCAAACUUCUGAACCAUUUUGAGCCUGGUUCAAACGUCGACUGCAAAUCAUUCGAAUACAAAUCCAAGCUUUUUGUGGGUUCCGAAAACUGCAAUCUAGCGAUUGAUCCUAGUCAAAACAUGCAGGAAUCGUUCAUUUGGUGCUGUUUGUUGGAUGAUGCUCUGUCUUCGAUUGCGACCAGAAAUCAACUGACAGCUUAUGAGAAAAUUCUUCAAGAAUAUGUUUCUUUAGUUCGAAAAGUAAAUCAAGAUGAGCUAGAGUUCGUUCGAGUCAUGAGUCAUGCUUUGGUGGACUUCAUUGCUUGUACCGUUGAACUUGUGGAGAAUGAAGAAGAAUACAAUUUGGAGGUCGACAGGAAAAUACUGCAAAAACACCUUCAUCUACUCAUUUCAGAAAUGUCGUUUGGCUCUUCAAAUACGAAUCGAUUCCACGAAAUGGUCGAAGUUUUUGUUUUAUUUUGGAAUUAUAGGAAGAAUAUAAUUGCAAAGUUUUCUUCUAAAAUUGAUCUUCCAGAGAUGAACGAACUCGCGCCAAAAUUGUUGGAUGUCGUACAGUUGGUUUUGGAGAAAAGUGUGGAAUUUGAGCUGGUUUUGGAGUUUUUCAAUACAUACAAUGCUUUUGUGCUUCAACUUGAUGCUCUGUCAUUUGAUUGGAUCGUAAAAACCAUUUCCGGGGUUGAGAUGCAAAAUAUGAUUCCAUACAAGUUGAUCGAACCAUUGAACCAAGAACGCUUUCCGGACACAUUCCGAGUGUUAAAUCCGUUGAAGUUCGUUCAGAUGAUGAAAAUGUUUCAUAGCGAAGUUGAAAUUCCUGAGCCCCAGAUUAUUCUCAUUAUGAAAUCGUGUCUUUCCCUUACCAUGCAACAGUUAAAUCGGAAACAGUGGUCAUCAGGACUCGAUCUUUCAGCAUCAGAUCAAAUCACGACCACAAUAACUUUGAUUUCAACGCUCACGAAAAGGCUGAUGAAUUCGAAGGAUUUUUGCUAUUCACACGAUUCUUUCGACCAUUUUCUAGCAGCAAAUGUGGAAUUACUAAACAGCAAAAUUAAUGAAUGUAAAUCUACAAGUGAUUUCACUUGGAUUGGAAUUGAAGAAGAUUUGAUUUUGGCAUUUAAUGGAUUCGAUAAGUUCAAUAGUUUUCACGACAAGCAAUCAAUUCGAACAGUAUUCCAUCAAUAUUCAGAGCAGUUUCAACAAUACGUAUCUUUGAAAGGAGAGAGCAGAGUCGUUGAAAUAGCAGAGAAAUUGAAAGCAACAAAAAUUCGUCAUUUCAGUUCUUGGGAUGCUCAAUUUAAGCAGGUCGAGCUUCCAAAAAUCCUUGCUGGAAUCGCAGCUUUGUGGUUUACUUCAACACCUAAAACGGUAGAAUUCCCAAAACUGGCAGAAGUUCACGGACUGCACGGUUUUCAGAUUUUGUGCAUUCUGAGGAUGCUAGGAGUGGACGAUCCUGGAACAGGAGUAUCUAAACAUUUUUCGGAGAUUCCUCCGGGAGAAGGCAAAACGUUGAUUAUUCGACUGAUCGCCAUUUUGUUGGCGUUGACCGGGCACUCAGUGCGGGUGCAUUGCGGGUGCUAUUUGGAUCAAAUAGAAAAAAAUCGAGCUGAUCUGAAUCGAGUUUUUGGAAUUUUGGAUGUAGGAGAAUGUAUUAGCUAUAGUACUGUUUGGGAUUUCGGUUACUUUGGUAGCGUGCUAUUAAAUGGCACACGUGUCCUUUCAUCGGGAUUCGCGAAGAAUUCACCUGAGCGAAUAAUGACAGGAUCCUUAGAUAAUUCCGUGCUUUUGAUUGAUGAUAUAAAUGUGUUUUUUAAUCGUAUUGAUUUUUGGACUACGGUACAUUACUUCCCCCAUUUGUUUAUCAUAUUACCAGGACUCGAUAAAAUUCAAACGAAAAUAUGGAAUUUAACAAUCGAAUCAACUGAGCAAAACGCCAUCAAGAAUGCUAUAUAUGAGUAUAUUAAAUCAUCCGAGUUCCCAGAAAAAGAUAGAUGGAAGACUUUUUUGUCACUGCCAGGUGAAUUUAAAUGGAUCUCAGAUGACAAUAAGGAAAUGUCUUUCACAAAUCGAAAGUUGUUCGAUACCCAUUUAGCUGACAUGAUUCGCGAUGCUGGAAGAGUGUACAAAAAUCACAAUUCAAUAUGGAGUAAUUAUGCUAAUGAUAAAUCGCAGGAGCGUAAAUAUAGUUAUUAUAAAACAUUCCACUAUUUAGCUAAUGAGAAAUCACAAACUUCGCUGAAAACCGGAGAUAAAUUGAAUUAUGGAUUUUUGAUGAUGAAAUCACCUAAAUCGAAAUUCAUCACAGCACUCAGCGACUUCCCUCUCGUUUUCGGGGUAUUUGGAGAAAAGUUUCACGAAGAUCAAAUUAAUUACCUCGAACAGUUUUGCGACAUCAAGGAAUGGACUAAAAUGCCCUCGGUUUUCGGUUGUUCAAAACUUCAAUUCGACAAGAAGGCAAGCUUUUAUAAGGCGAUCGACGAAAGUUCUUACUUAGACAAAAUUUUCAACAGCGCUCGCAAGGUUAUCGAUUCCCAUCGUUCGGUUAUAAUAGUUUGCUUUAGUAAAGUGCAAAUGAAAAAUUUCGAGAACAACUACGGGAAGCAUUUUACUAGGAUUAACUUCAUGUACGAAGAUACACCCAAUGAAGAGAAGCACUGGAUUAUUGAUGAGAUCGGUGGUGCAGGAAUUGUGACCGUGGUAUUUUGGACGAUGAUUGCAGGACUUGACUACAAAUCCAGUGAAAUCGUAGAAGGAAACGGGGGAGUGCACGUGAUACAAGCAUUUUCCGACUUCGAUACCAUUCGGGAGAACCAGAUCAAGGGACUGACUGCCAGGCGCGGGAACCAAGGAAGCUACGAAAUAAUUACUUGGAAUUACACUGAUAGGAGGUACGAUGAAUUUAAUAAAUCAAAAGAAAAAUGGAUUCAGGAAAACUUAAAACCAUUACCAAGUGAACACUCUAAACUAACUGAACGAAAAGAGGUUUUUCGAACAUUUGUGAAUAAGUUCAAGUUUUAAACGAACGGAUUUUGCCACACCUAAAAACAGAACAAUUAUUUAUAAAGCGAAUACGUACCGAGUAAGGAAAACUACAUCACCUU